Molecule: messenger RNA, 1333 nt
Organism: Lactuca sativa (garden lettuce)
Lineage: Eukaryota; Viridiplantae; Streptophyta; Magnoliopsida; Asterales; Asteraceae
Gene: ATI2
Product: mesoderm induction early response protein
Cellular component (GO): intracellular membrane-bounded organelle
Source: RefSeq, a predicted model, not a curated record
AUACCCGGUUUCACUUUAUCUCUUUACCCCUUACCAUCGUGUACAACUUAUAAAUUGUCACGAAAACGCAUUUUCAAUCAUAUCGCCGGUACCGGAGUUACUCCCCCACCGUCUCCGAUCUCUCAGUCGGAAACUUGCUCUCUCUAUUGAUCUUAUUCUGUGGUAGAUGGCAGAUAAAGAGGAAGGGGAGGAAACAGCCCCACGAGGAGCUGAUUGGGAAGUCGUAUCACUAACAGCAUCAACAUAUGCAGCUGCUCCAAGCCCUGAUGUGAAAGUCAAAGACCCUAAAGAUGAUGAAAAGAGUGAAGUGGUUGACACAGAUAAAAGUGGAACUUCAGAUGCAUUGUUCAUGUCUGGUCAUUUUGUCUUCCCGCCAAGUCAGCAUGAGAAUCUACCACUGGAACGUGAAAAAACAGAGAUCGGUGAUGAUGACAAUGAUGAUGUUUCAGAAUCUAUUAAAGAAGAAGGGGAGAAAUCAUCUGCUAAAGAUGAAGACAACUGGAACAUAAGUAAAUUAACAGAGUCUUAUGGGAAAAGAUCAGAUUUUGAAGAUGCCACAACCUUGCCUGGUUUAGAAAAAGAGCAGAGUAUUUACAAUUCCGCCACGUUUCAUUAUGAACCAAACAUAGAUGAUGAAGAUAGAGUGUUGGUGGAUUCUGUUGAAUCUUCUGAUUCUUCAUCAAGUUCAGAUGUUUUGAAUGUUCCUAAACGUAUGGAAGAUGAUGAUGGAUCUGGGGUUCCAUAUGCAACAUGGUGGAAGAAACACGCUGUUUCUUUGUACUCUCAUGCAAAAGAGGCGAAUACUUUUUGGUCCAUUUUUAUUUCUGCUGCAGUUAUGGGGCUUGUGAUUAUUGGUCAUCAAUGGCAACAAGAAAGAUGGCAAGUUUUGCAUCAUAAGUGGCAUUCUGGGGUGUAUGAUGAGAAAUUUGGGAGGAUGUUGGGGCCUUUAUCCCGUAUUAAAGAAUCAAUAGUAGGUGGCAACAGGAGAGGAUUCUCGAUUAGAGGUAGCACCACAAGAGACCACUAAGCUAUAGUUAAAAACUGGAGGUGAAUGAUGAUGACGAAAAAUGGAAUGGAAGGAAAUUUGGUUUGGGCCUUAUAGUGUCUCUAUAAGAAAAUUCGAAGAAACCAAAACAAGCUACACUUGUUUGUUUAUGUCAUAUUUAAUAUUUAAUUUUUUUUUUAAUGUUUUUGGUGGGAAUCUUGUUAAUGAUGUGUAAAGAUAUGAUGAUAACAUUAUAAUUUUAUAAUCUUCGUGGUUUGGUCUAGUUUGCAGAUUUUGUAAAGGAUUUUUCAUUUGGAUUGCUAGCUAUGAUAUAUGUUUUUGUUGCGA